Molecule: messenger RNA, 642 nt
Organism: Phytophthora sojae
Lineage: Eukaryota; Oomycota; Peronosporomycetes; Peronosporales; Peronosporaceae
Exons: 1
Coding region: 1-642 (213 amino acids)
Source: RefSeq, a predicted model, not a curated record
AUGCUCUCAGAGGAAGAAGCGGUUUGUCUCCUCUCUGCUCGAACGUCGUCCACAAGCAACGUCCCCCGGUCCAUUUCCUACGGCGAACGCUUUAACAUCAACGCGCUCAACGACUACGAAACACGGUUCUACUUUCGCUUCUGGAAGCGAGACCUAUUUCGACUCUUUGAAGCGCUCCGCCUAGACAGCAGCUAUAAACUCCCAAAUCGAGCUGUCUUCUCCGGUUUCGAGGGCCUCUGCAUUCUCUUGCGCCGCAUGGCAUACCCGGGACGUUAUGGAGACUUAAGCAGCUUUUUCGGGCGGUCCACCCCUAUUGUCUGCAUGAUAUUUAACUUCAUGCUGGGGUUGGUGUACGACACGUACAAAUGCCUACUCACCAUUGAAUGUGGGCUACUUACAUCGUCGCGAUUGGAGGAGUACGCUGCUGCUGUGGCACAACGUGGAGCACCGGAGCUGAGAUGCAUUGGUUUUAUCGAUGGCACUGUGCGUGCUAUUGCACGCCCAACGCGCAACCAAAAACAAGUUUACAACGGACACAAGAGGAAACACGCGCUAAAAUACCUAGGAGUAAUGGCGCCGGACGAACUAUUCAUCGACUUUUACGUCCUACGGUUGGACGUCGUCACGACUCUUAGCUUUUAA